This is a messenger RNA of Silurus meridionalis, 2847 nucleotides long. It is a transcript of the gene pgrmc2, whose product is annotated as progesterone receptor membrane component 2. The record is from RefSeq and is a predicted model, not a curated record. Gene Ontology annotation, cellular component: membrane; endomembrane system. Bases 162 to 794 code for a protein of 210 amino acids. The transcript has 3 exons. Lineage: Eukaryota; Metazoa; Chordata; Actinopteri; Siluriformes; Siluridae.
AUGUAUUUUAUUUAAAAUAAUCGUAUAGCUUUUGUAUCGUAGCGGACAGGAGCCAAUCAGAAGCAAGAGACUCAGCCUCCGAAUGUCAUCAUCCAAUCAUUGGCACGUAACCCUGUGAACGGCCAAUCAGACGCGCUGUGUAGUGUGAGGUGGGCGGGACCAUGUUUGUGGGUAGGACGCUAACGUGCAGUAUGGCGGACGAUGGGGACGGCAGGAGCGGAGUAGCUGACACAAGCAGCGGCCAGGGGACAACGACAGAGGAGUUGGAUCCGGGGCCCGGUGUCGGCGGCAUGCUUCUUAACUUGGCCUUGUUUAUUGUGUUCGUGGCCGUUUGCUACGGCGUUUACCGACGGUGGUUCAGGAGGUCAGGCGCUGACGCGAGCCGGGGAGACGAGGCCUCGGCUUUGCCCAAGAUGGGCCGGCGGGACUUCACUCUGGAGCAGCUGCGGGAGUACGACGGCGUCCAGAACCCGCGCAUUCUCAUGGCGGUCAACAUGAAAGUCUUUGACGUGACCAGCGGCAAAAAGUUUUACGGACGCGAGGGGCCAUAUGGGAUCUUUGCGGGUCGUGACGCCUCUCGUGGGUUGGCUACGUUUUGUCUGGAGAAAGAUGCACUACGAGACGAAUACGACGAUCUGUCAGAUCUCAACGCUGUUCAGAUGGAGAGCGUCAGAGAAUGGGAGAUGCAGUUUAUGGAAAAAUACGACUACGUGGGUCGCUUGCUGAAGCCUGGUGACGAACCUUCGGAAUACACAGACGAGGAAGACAUAAAGGACCAUCUGAAACACGACUGACGUGACCAAAUCCCGAGACUCAGACCGCUAAGCGUCCAGCCAAUUUAUCCCCCCGCCCUCCCCUUGUAUCCCACUCUUUAGCCCCAAACUCUAAACUAUCGGACAACUACUAGUUCAUCGGAGUAGAUUGCGCAGAUUUUGCAUCUCGUCUCCAAUAUCACAUCCCCAGGCAGGAGCGUCUGUGUGCCGGCAGCAGAAAGUGUCCUGCAGGAACCAGUGCUACAAAAAAACCAGACGGCUCAGAUGUAGGUCUGUUCGGCAAACUUUUUGAUUUGGAGCAUUAAAUCGAAUCCAUACUUGCCUCAAGGUGUCCCUUUAUACCUGCUACAAACUUUUGGUGGUUGUUCAUCCCUUUUCUCCAUUCAUACCCUGCUUUUUUUUGUUUGUUUGUUUUGUUUUUCCCAACUCCAGCACACCUGCUUCAACUCUUCAGCCAAAUAUCAAGCCCUUCUUGAGCUGAGUAAGGUGUGUUUAAGAAGGGAAAAUCAAAAAGCGCUCGAAUUUCCUUGGAUUAGGAGCGAGAAUCACCAUCGUUUUGUGAAUUACUUCAUUUCCAAUCUCCCAGUGUGGCUCUGUACUCCAUCACAGUGUACUGGGAAAAGGUAUUAUUUACCCCUUUGUGUUUGCCCCCUCACUCCUGCUCUACUGCAGCCACGGGCCUUGGCUUGGUCUCCUGUUCACCUGUAUACACUUGUUCCAUAUACUCUAAGCACUUAGUCCCGUAUGUUUAAGCAGUCCUGGGUCUUCUGCCCGUGUGUGUGUGUGUGUGUGUGUGUCCUAGUGAUGGACUGGAAAUGUGAAAAGAUAUUCAAAGUAUGAAACACUGAAACCCCACGUUUUCAUUUAAAGAAGUCAAUGAGAAGACUUGCGCUAAUGGAACUGUGGAGGGGGGUGGUAAAGUGGUACGAUCCCAAACUGGAUUACAGCUACUUUUAUUUGUAUUUUUUUUCUCUUUUUUUUUUUUAAAACACGCUCCAUUUUAAAAUACCUGCAAAUCGAGGGGUCGUUCAAAUCGAGAGGUCGUACGUUGAUAUCAUUCUGAAGUGUGAGCAAUCUUUAAGCAUUAAAUGUCCCCCCCCCUUUUUUUUUUGUGGGAAUGGUAUAAACUUUUUGUACCAAGACUUCAGGUAGGUAAUUUUUUUUUUUUUUUUUUUUUUUAAUUUGUUAUUCCAGGUGGGCGAUGAGGGAAGAAAAUAUCGGAAGUAGAGGGAUGUUGCGAGAAACCAAUUUUUUAACAAAUAUUAUUUCUUUUUUUUACAAUUCAAAGUUUAGAGUUGCAAAGGGAAAAUCGACUUUCAAUCCCGUAAACUGCUUCGAGCGUCGCGGUGUCCGUCUGUCCGUCAAUCCUGUCGUUCUUCAACUCUUUAAUGGAAACAGCAUAAGUAGAAAUUGUGCCUUAUGUGAUUCUUUUUUUUUUUUGCCUCUUCGAAAACAAUUCACGGCAAAAAUCAAUAGAAGGGAAAUCGAGGAAGAAGGAAAACGUAGUGAAGCGUCGCCCUUUUCCGACGUUCUCCCGUGGACGGUGUUCUACGUUCUUCCUAUGUGCCCUUUUUAACUAUUCAAACAAUGAAAAGGCAUGCUUCAGGCUCUAAAGAUCGUUCUCCACGUCAUUGCCACCUUGUACAUAGACUUUAUAAAAUAUUCAGUGUUACUGCCAUGUUGCUGUAGUUAAUGGACUCUGUAUACUACUGUGUUGUAUUGGCCAUAAAUCUGUCCCAUCAUUCUUUCUCUCUUUCCGUCUUUCUUUCUUUUCUCCACUGACGUCCAUUUUAAGUGUGGAAGAAACAGUAUGAGAUGUAUUUCGGAGGCUAGGCAGGGGUGCGAAGGAUUAAACACUUUUUGUUGCAUUUCUUUUUUGGGGGAAAGGGUGGGAGGUGAAGAGAAACGGUGGAUUCUGUAAAUAUGUGUAUCAUUUUAUUGAAGCAUGUACAGCAUAACUAUGAGCUAAUGCUGGUUUCUCCCCACAUCACGUAUUUAAUUGUUGGGUGCGUGAGCGAGCGAGAGGAAGCGAUGUGUCGAUGCAUAAACAAAUAAACAGAUUUGGAUAAUAAAA